Hyaloscypha bicolor E is the source of this 1285-nucleotide messenger RNA. Its product is annotated as ribosomal protein S5. Lineage: Eukaryota; Fungi; Ascomycota; Leotiomycetes; Helotiales; Hyaloscyphaceae. Gene Ontology annotation, biological process: translation. Gene Ontology annotation, cellular component: ribosome; cytosolic small ribosomal subunit. The transcript is spliced from 3 exons. The coding region runs from base 48 to 854 and encodes 268 amino acids. Gene Ontology annotation, molecular function: structural constituent of ribosome; RNA binding. The record is from RefSeq and is a predicted model, not a curated record.
AACGCUCUCCGAACUGACACCCUCACACCCGCUCAAUUCGAAUCACCAUGGCUGACGCACCCAGAGGCGGAGCUGCUGCUCGUGGAGGUGGAUUUGGCUCGCGAGGCGACCGUGGAGGAGACCGUGGUGAUCGAGGCCGUGGACGUGGAAGACGUGGACCUCGUCGCGGUGCGAACAAGAACGAGGAGAAGGAGUGGCAGCCAGUUACCAAACUUGGCCGCCUUGUCAAGGAUGGAAAGAUCAAGUCGAUGGAGGAGAUCUACCUGCACUCUCUGCCCAUCAAGGAGUACCAGAUCGUCGACUUCUUCCUGCCCAAGUUGAAGGAUGAGGUUAUGAAGAUCAAGCCCGUCCAAAAGCAAACUCGUGCCGGUCAACGUACUCGAUUCAAGGCCAUCGUUGUUAUUGGUGAUUCUGAGGGACACGUUGGUCUUGGUAUCAAGACAUCGAAGGAAGUCGCAACUGCCAUCCGUGCCGCUAUCAUCAUCGCCAAGUUGAGCGUUCUGCCGAUCCGAAGAGGUUACUGGGGUACAAACUUGGGUCUUCCUCACUCUCUGCCAACGAAGGAGUCCGGCAAGUGCGGUUCCGUCUCUGUUCGUCUCAUUCCCGCUCCCCGUGGUACCGGUCUCGUCGCAUCACCCGCCGUCAAGCGUCUUCUCCAACUUGCCGGUGUCGAUGACAUCUACACAUCCUCUUCCGGUUCCACUAAGACCCUUGAGAACACCCUCAAGGCCACCUUCGUCGCUGUCGGCAACACAUACGGUUACUUGACCCCCAACCUGUGGAAGGAGACCAAGCUUAUCCGGAGUCCUUUAGAGGAGUUUGGUGAUGUUCUCCGAGCUGGCAAGCGAUACUAGAUGGUGGGAUCUGGAUCGGACUUGCGUCAGGUUGUUUUAUUUGCACAAUGGUGUUUAGCAUGGAGACAAGCUGGGUUCAGUAGCUACGUCUGAUGAAUUGCAGCCUUCCGACCAUUGAGGUUCUCAAAUGUGAUGGAUUGAUGUGAACUGAAUUUGGAAAGAGCCGGGGGCUAGCGAGGUUUUGGCCAUUCCCCAACUGCAGGUAAGAUUGGCCUCUCCCAGAGUUGGAAGGAGCCACCUGAGCGUAACGUCUUUAUUUUGACAAGUGUUUCCGAUUUCUCUCAUCAUCCUCCAUUUUGCCUCCUUUUGGAAUCCCCGGCAAUUUCCAUCCAGUCCCAGACCUUCCCUUGCCUUCAUUGCCUCCAAACCCGUUUUGGACGCAUCAUGCCUUUCCCACGUCGUCUUAGUGGCCGUUUAAUUGCCAUCCUCAG